CUUUUGACGAAUCCAGCGAGAUGGUGUCGACGACGAGCAUGACCUUGGCCGCCUUGGCUACCUUGGCUGUGUUGGCUGCGGCUGCCCCGGCCUCGCCGCAGCCCCCCGUGUUUGCCACCAACUGGCAAGCCAACGAGGACAACGUGAUCAUUGAAGGCAUUCAGCGUGCCCACCUCGAUCACUACUUUGAUGGCUCCAACAACCGCACCGCCCUGACCAACGCCACUGGUACCAUGUACGACGUGGUCGUCACCCUUUACAACGACGACCUCGAGGAUGCCCGCGAGUACUACAUCCGCACUUAUGGAGGCGCCCGCCACUGCCAGUUUUGGUGCGCCCCCUCGACCCCUGUCGUGUGCGACAACUUUGAUAGCCUCUGCUCGUACGACUACAAGCGCAAGGCCACCUACGUCGGUGACGACACCAUCAACGGCAUCGAGACCCACCGCUUCUUCUGGACCGAGAACCUGGGCCCCAUUCCCAUGAACAGCCUUUUGCUGUACGUCGACGCCAACGCCGCCGAGCCCACCCCCGUCCGCAUGUACCGCGACCUCCAUCCCUUUGGCAAGCCCCUCGGCAACAGCACCAUCGACUUUACCAACUUCAAGUCGGUCGAGAGCUUUGACGAGAGCAUCUUUGACCUUGGCCCCGAUGCCAAGUACGAUUGCGCCUCCCCCGAGCCCGGAGCCCAGUGCCAGAGCGAGUCUCAAACUCUCUCAAACUCCCUCAAACUCUCUCAAACUUUCUCACUCAAACUCCCUCAAUUUCUCUCUCUCUCUUCUCUCUCUCUCUCUCUCUCUCUCUCAAAAUCUCUCUCUCUCUCAAAAUCUCUCUCUCUCUCUCAAAAUCUCUCUCUCUCUCUUUCUCUCUCUCUCUUCUCUCUCUCUCUCUCUCUCUCUUCUCUCUCUCUCUCUCUCUCUCCCUCUCUCUCUCUCUCUCUCUCUCUCUCUCUCUCCCUCUCUCUCUCUCUCUCUCUCUCACUCACUCACUCUCUCUCUCUUCAUCUCUUUCUCUCUCUCUCUCUUUUUUCUUUUUUGGCUCUUUGA
Molecule: messenger RNA, 1046 nt
Organism: Monosiga brevicollis MX1
Lineage: Eukaryota; Choanoflagellata; Craspedida; Salpingoecidae
Exons: 7
Coding region: 21-1046 (341 amino acids)
Source: RefSeq, a predicted model, not a curated record